This is a messenger RNA of Lactuca saligna, 1194 nucleotides long. NCBI's taxonomy places the organism in Eukaryota, Viridiplantae, Streptophyta, Magnoliopsida, Asterales, Asteraceae. The record is from the annotation of a GenBank genome assembly.
AGUAGACCGAGUUUCACAAUGGAUGUGUUUUCUACGUCUCCAGAAUCCAGAGUAGACAGCUACACGCAUCACAAUGCUCCGACCUAUUAGUCUCAGACACUUAAUCGCUCACGCUCCUCGUUCAAUCUCCUCUUGUAGACAUCUUGGAACAUUAGUUAUAGCAGAACAUGAAGGUGGCUCCCUGAGUGGCACUUCCUUGAGUUCAAUAGAGGCUGCUAGCAAGUUGUUAUGUAAAGACAACAACUCUUUAUCUUUGCUAUUGGCUGGGACAGGUCCAUCCUUACAACAGGCUGCUACAAAUGCUGCUUCAUGUCAUCCUUCUAUUUCUCAGGUGCUUGUGGCCGAUUCCGAUAAAUUCAAACACACUUUAGCAGAACCAUGGGCCAAAUUAAUCCAUUUGGUGCAACAAAAACAUGAAUACUCGCAUAUAAUUACUGCUUCAAGUUCUUUUGGGAAAAAUAUAUUACCUCGGGCAGCUGCCCUUCUUGAUGUCUCACCGAUCACCGAUGUUAUUGAAAUAUCAGAGCCUCGAACAUUUGUCAGGCCGAUAUAUGCUGGCAAUGCUCUAUGUACUAUCCGCUACACUGGGUCAAAUCCCUGCAUGUUGACCAUCAGAUCCACCUCGUUUCCAGCUUCCGCUUCAGCUGAUUCUAAACCCAAUGCUGCACCAAUACACCAGGUUGAUCUAUCAAGUUUUGGUGAAGAGGGGAGUUGUAGAUAUGUGAAGCAAAGCAGCCAGGAAUCGGAAAGGCCGGAUCUUGGAAGCGCACGUGUUGUGAUCACAGGGGGGAGAGCACUUAAAAGUGCUGAAAAUUUUAAAAUGGUUGAAAAACUUGCUGAAAAACUUGGUGCAGCAGUUGGUGCUACUCGAGCUGCUGUUGAUGCGGGAUAUGUUCCAAAUGAGCUUCAGGUUGGGCAAACGGGGAAGAUUGUUGCUCCAGAACUUUAUAUGGCUUUUGGUGUGUCUGGAGCCAUCCAACACAUUGCUGGAAUGAGAGAUUCCAAAGUCAUUGUUGCAGUAAACAAAGAUGCUGAUGCCCCAAUAUUUCAGGUUGCUGAUUAUGGACUUGUAGGUGAUCUUUUUGAAAUAAUACCUGAGUUGAUCGAGAAGCUCCCGGAGAAAAAAUAACUUACCAAAAAAUUAAUUUUAGUUGUUUUUUUUUUUUUUUUGUCCUAAUAUUAAGAAGAUAUUGU